AUGGCAGAAUGGAGAGGCAACAAGGACAAGACGGGCAACGGGGCAGAGCUCUUCUACCGGCUGGCAGCGGCAUAUGCCCCAGACCUGGACGCCAUGAAGAGCAGGGCGGUCGACAACGUGAUUCUCUUCGAGAUGGCGACCAUCGACGUACCCCUCGAGCUGGCGCGCUUCAACAAGCUGUGCGCGCAGGCCAAGGCGCUCGGCCAGGAGGUGAACGAUCUCAUUAAGGUCAACAUCAUGAAGAAAGCCAUCUGCAAGACGUUCAGCAAGACAGCCCUCGAGGACUUCAUCAAGUACCUCUACGGCUCGCCAGCACUCCGCGACUGGCAGCAGUUCCAGCAGCGCCUGCAAGACUACGCCGACGACCACAACAUGGAGAGCGGCAACAUCUCCAUGUCGGCCAGCGUCAAAUCGUGGAGCACCGGCAACACAGGCGGCAGAGGCAACGGCAGAGGCCGAGGCAACGGCAGGGGCAUCAGUCGCGGCAGGGGUGGUUACGGCAGAGGGGGCUUCGUCGGCGGUGACGGCCAGGCGGACAACAGCAAGCCCCUCACGCCCCUCCUCUGCGACUACUGCCAGAAGACGCACAAGGGCGGCUGGAAGCACUGCUGGGUGCUCAAGUCGGAUGAGGAGCGCAACCGGGUCCAGUGGCCGAAUGGAUGGGUGCCCCCAGGAUAUCGCAGUCGAGGUGGCCGCGGCGGCUAUCAGCCGUCGAGACGGGGCAGAGGUGCCUCCCGCGGCAGAGGGGGCGGAGGUCGCUCGUACCACACCAACGCGACAUUCGAGGACGAGGCCUCGCCGGUCUUCGAGGAGUCGUACGUCAUUUAG
Molecule: messenger RNA, 828 nt
Organism: Vitrella brassicaformis
Lineage: Eukaryota; Vitrellaceae
Source: the annotation of a GenBank genome assembly